Messenger RNA from Xenopus tropicalis (tropical clawed frog), 4212 nucleotides. It is a transcript of the gene cavin4, whose product is annotated as caveolae associated protein 4. Gene Ontology annotation, cellular component: sarcomere; caveola. The transcript is spliced from 2 exons. NCBI's taxonomy places the organism in Eukaryota, Metazoa, Chordata, Amphibia, Anura, Pipidae. Bases 126 to 1202 code for a protein of 358 amino acids. The record is from RefSeq and is a predicted model, not a curated record.
UUUUACUUUGAAGGUCUUCAGAUGCAGCUGUUCCUCUUUGCUCCAAUGCCAGAAUUGUCUUUCUAGUCCUGUAUAGUGACCGGAGGACUUUUAGCUCCUGUAGUUAGUUAUAUACAACAGGGAAAAUGGAUUUUGAAAGAAGUUCAGAGAAAGACAGGGUCAACUUGAAUCGUUUAUCCAUGGUCUCAGAGGAUUCAGAAGACCAUGAUGCAGCCUUGACUAUUGUUACCGUUCUGGACAAAGUAGCCACUAUUGUGGAUACUGUGCAGGCAAGUCAAAAAAGGAUUGAGGAGCGACACAGAGAAAUGGAAGAUGCGAUCAAGACAAUUCAAAUUGAACUCUUGAAGCUUGCACAAGCUCACAGCAAUACAAGUUACACAGUCAACAAGUUGCUUGAAAAAACCCGCAAAGUAAGCUCUAAUGUAAAAGAUGUGAAGUCUCGAGUUGAUAAGCAGAGCGACCAGGUCCAAAAGGUGGAGUCCAAACAAGAGGAGAUGCUGAGAAAAAAUAAAUUCCGAGUUGUUAUUUUUCAGGAGGAUAUUGAAUGCCCAACAAAACUUACAGUUGCUAAAGAAUCAGCAUUGGAUGGAAACCUAAGGGAUAAUUUAUACACACCAGAUGACCUGUCUUCUGAUGAGGAAUAUUGUGUGCAAGAAAGUAGGACUUCACGUCUAAAAAAAUCUGGAAUGAAGCGUAUAGAUAACAUUAAGAUGGCAUUUUCAAAAGAAAACAUGCAGAAAACUAAGCAAAACUUUGGAAACAAAGUCAACAGGAUACGCACAAGGAUUGUAACUCCAGAAAGAAGAGAAAGAAUAAGGCAGUCUGGGGAGAGGCUGAAAAAGUCUGGAGAAAGGUUCAAACAAUCAAUAGUAAAAGCAGCACCCAAAAAAGAUGCCUUUAAAAUUAACAUUAAAAAGAAGGGGAAACAGAGAACCACAGCAGAAGGCCAGAAAGGUGGUAAUGAGGAUGAAGCAGACUCUGAAGAAGUUACUGCUAAACCUAUCUCUGAGGAGGUCACCUACACAGAAGUAGUGACUGUGAAAAAGAAGAAAAAGAAUGAAGAAAAUGCUGAACUUCUGCUGUCCCAAGAGGAUGAGAAACCAAGCCCUGUUCCACAAAAGCCAGAGAAGCCUUUGUUGAAAGUCGAAACAAAAGCAGAGUCAGAUGAGACACCAUUGGUAGACAUAAAUCUGUCACACUAAGGGAGACAUUACAACCAAUAAUUCAUAAUGAGACCACAUCAUACUGACUCCCAUGUUCAGAAAAGUGUAUAGCUAUCAUGCAAACUAUCAAAUUAAGAAAAAAUGAUUGGAUAGACUGAAGAUAUAAUGUAUUAGUGUUCUGUGCUUUAGAUCUGUCAUGGCAAGUUAUAAAGUACAUUUUGUAUUGAUGAAAUCAAAGAUGUGAACUUGAGUAAAUAAAAAUUAAGCAGUCAACUUUUAGGGGGAGAUUUAUUAAUAUUCAGGUUUGAUUUUUUUUUUUUAACAAUUCGAGUUUUUUUUGCACAAAAAAACUUGAAUUUGAAUUAUUGUAAGUUUCUACAGAAGUCAAUGGAAGUUGUCCUAGGCAAAGUCAAGCCAUAUAUUCAAGUUUGUGAACUUGAAAAAUUUGUGGUAUUCAGGUUUUUUAAUUCAUUAAUUAAUUUUUUAAAUAAGAGAUCAUUCGAUAUGUGUGUUUAUUUGUUUUAGAAAAACAAACUUGAAUUCACAAACUUGAAAAUUAAUAAACCCACUAAAGAGUGUGCUUGACAGUAAAGCUAAUGUAAGUUUGUUUUUAAAAUGACCAUGGUUUCAAGGGGAAUUGCCUUGUCAUACAUUAUAUUAUGCUAAAGGAAGUUUUCAUGGUAAGACUGCAAUCAAGGAUGAAUUUUCAUUUGGUCAAAUCUGAAUGAGGCCCUAUGAUAUAACUAGCAUGCUGAUUUUGUGGACUUCGAAAGUUCCAUAUACUAAUAUAUUUUUCAUUGUUUUAUAGUAAUAUAUACAUUUGUGCUGUGUUUAUAUUAUAGCUUUAUAGAAAGAAAACAUACUAUAUUCUAAUGUGGAAAAAAUGGAAACACAUAAGUAGUUGAUGACAGUAUUAUUAGACUGUUGUUGGUUGUGUCUGCUGUAUCAAUACAUUUAAGAACUGGAUAAAAUGUCUGAGUUUCUAUAUUUUAUUCAUUUACCAUCAAAAGCUCUUGAAAAAUGUUUUCAUUCUUGAAAAUGUCUUUCAAAAAAUAGAAAAUAAAAAGGAGAGAUUUGAAUAAGAUUCAGAAUCUUCUUUACAAGUACAAAAUAAAUAAAACUUUAAAUAUUUUAAACUGUAUGCUUACAAAUACUGGAAUAUUUUCUUCAAUGAUUUUUAUUUGCAUUUUAACUUAAACAGAUUGCAUAUAUGCUUAACCCUUUUACUGCCAACCGUUAUGGUCAAAGCGGAACUUGUAUUGCCAGACAGUUUUUGAACAUUUUGCACUUUAAGUUUACCCAGGAAAACAAUAUAUCAUUUUUUUCAGGACAAUCUAAGCUUUCAAAAUAUUGUAGAAUGUUUUUGUAAUUCCAAUUCAGUAACAAGAUAUAGGCUUCUAAAUGUGUAAAAAUGAAAAAUAAAUCAAAUUUUCCAUAAUAUAAACACACAUACCAGAAACAAAAAUUAUUUUAUGCACAAAAAUACAACUGAUUUGGAAAGUCCCAUGUCUCCUGAAUGUGCCAAUACCAAAUAUAUAUAGUUUUAUGGAGAUUUCUCACUUGUAUAGGUCAAAAACUCCCAGCAGUACCUACAAGGAACACCGAUCCCCCCAACAGACCUCGCAUCAUUCCUUACAUUGAUCCCCAAAGAGGGAAAAGACCCAACAAUGUGCGCAAACUAUAGGCCCAUUGCCUUACUAAACACAGACCUAAAACUGUUCUCAAAAAUUUUAGCUAACCGCUUAGCCCCCAUCCUUACAAAAAUGAUCAAUGCCGACCAAGUGGGUUUCAUAUUGGGCCGCCAAGCAGGAGACAAUACGAGGAGGACAAUAAACUUAAUAGACAUCUUGAAUAGGCAGAAGAAGCAAGCCCUGAUUCUAAGUCUAGAUGCCCAGAAGGCGUUUGAUCGCCUAGAUUGGUCAUACCUAUUCGCUCUCCUCCAACACCUUAACCUACGAGGUCCCUACCUCCAGGCACUAUGCUCUAUACAGCACCCCAACUACCACUCUCAAAUUGCCAGGCCAUUCCAACACCCCCAUACGUAUAUACAACGGCACGAGACAAGGGUGCCCACUCUCGCCCCUUCUCUAUGCCCUCAGCAUAGAACCCCUAGCAGCCAAUAUCCGCAACCACCCAGAUAUCAAAGGGGUAGAAAUGGGCACAGACCACUAUAAAAUUGCCCUUUUUGCGGACGAUGUACUUCUCACUCUCACAAACCCUCAGAUUUCGCUCCCAUCCCUACACAAACUGCUGGAAACAUAUAGCACCCUCUCUGGCUACAAAAUUAAUGUGACUAAAACAGAGGCACUCCCGCUACAUAUCCCUCCCCUAACACUGGAGGCCCUGAAAUCCACUUUUAAGUACAACUGGAAGAAAGAAUAUAUAUCAUAUCUGGGAACACGCAUUACCCCUAGAUACGAAACUCUUUACAGCCAAAACUUUCUCCCCUUAUUACAUGAGGUCAAGUCCAAGCUCCAAAAAUGGGCAGAAUACCCAAUAUCCUGGUUUGGCAAGAUAGCCUCAAUAAAAAUGUCUAUUCUCCCAAAAUUUCUCUAUCUUUUUGAAACGUUACCUGUUUGUGUCCCCCCCACGACUUUUAAAGCCACUCAAGCUAUGCUCCAUAACUUCAUCUGGGGGAAAAAGAGGCAUAGAAUAAAUAAAAGGACACUUACCUCCCCAACUAAGUUAGGUGGCCUGGGCGUUCCAGACCUCCAGCAGUACUACAGAGCAGCCCACAUUCGCCAGAUACUGGCAUGGUCAAGGUGGUCCUCAAAUAUUGUAUGGGCUAACAUUGAAACAAGCCAGUUUAAACCCUAUCAUCCAAACGCCUGGAUAUGGUCCACCUUAGGGAAAGAUAAACCAAAGAUAGCAAUGCUCAAAUCUACAGAGCACACCUUAAAACUCUGGUGGAAACUUAGAUUCAAAUUUAAAUUGGCAUCACCUGCAUCCGUACUACUCUCCCACCUGGGAAACCCAAGGUUUCAACCAGCACUACCCUUGCAAUACCUACAGAGAUGGAUGGAUACCCCUUUUUUUGCCUUAAGAGACA